This is a messenger RNA of Myotis myotis, 958 nucleotides long. It is a transcript of the gene ACBD7, whose product is annotated as acyl-CoA binding domain containing 7. Gene Ontology annotation, biological process: fatty acid metabolic process. Gene Ontology annotation, molecular function: fatty-acyl-CoA binding. The transcript is spliced from 5 exons. Lineage: Eukaryota; Metazoa; Chordata; Mammalia; Chiroptera; Vespertilionidae. The record is from RefSeq and is a predicted model, not a curated record. The coding region runs from base 191 to 457 and encodes 88 amino acids.
CAGCUGACCAUCCUCCAGAGCCCAGCGCAUCCAGGAGGCAGGAGGACCACAGCGGGCGCCUCAGGCGGGCGGGGCGAGUGCCACUCACCUCCCAGCCCCGCCCUCCCGGACUGACGGCCUUUAAAGAGCGGGGGGAGCUGGGGUCCGGGGAAACGAGCGUCUGGGUGCAGCAUCGGUGGAGCGCACUACCAUGUCCCUGCAGGCUGAUUUUGAUAGGGCAGCGGAAGAUGUGAGGAAGCUGAAAGCAAGGCCAGAUGAUGAAGAACUGAAAGAACUUUACGGGCUCUACAAACAAUCUGUAAUUGGAGACAUCAAUAUUGAUUGUCCAGGAAUGCUAGAUUUAAAAGGCAAGGCUAAGUGGGAAGCAUGGAACCUCCAAAAAGGAUUAUCGAAGGAAGAUGCCAUGAAUGCCUAUAUUUCUAAAGCAAAAGAGCUGAUAGAAAAAUAUGGAAUUUAGAAUUCAACGUAUGAGGAAACUUUCCUUUUGGAGCCUUCAUAAUGUUUUGCCUAAAGACAUGAUGAGUCAACGUCCAAAUCCAACAAUGAGAAGACAUCAGCAGUGGAGGCCUGGUCCUUCCGAUCAAGCUCACCCCAAAAGCCUGGCAUUGGCUCCUUCGUGGGAUUUCCAUUUGUGGACUAUAAUAACUAAAAGUUAUUUAAACUAAUAAUCAAGAAUCUAAAUUACUUUAGCACCAGUUCUUCUGUAAGGGAACCCUGGAAGUCAUAUACCAGAGAGUAAAGCACAGCACAGCACGUACUAAACAUUUAACAUCAUUUGCUUGAGGCUAUUUUUAGCCCAAAUUUAUUAUUAUGUGAAUUCUAGCUCAAAGCCCUUUCUCCAUAACAAAUUUUAUAUUAUUUGUACUUUGUUAAAAAGUACUGGUAAAUUCUGAAAAAUAUCUCCUGUAUGCAUUUCCUUUUAUCUUAUUUACUAAGACUUUAUAUAUGAUUUUAAAAU